Messenger RNA from Penicillium concentricum, 837 nucleotides. RefSeq lists its product as uncharacterized. NCBI's taxonomy places the organism in Eukaryota, Fungi, Ascomycota, Eurotiomycetes, Eurotiales, Aspergillaceae. Bases 1 to 837 code for a protein of 278 amino acids. The record is from RefSeq and is a predicted model, not a curated record. The transcript has a single exon.
AUGGCUUCUGUCUAUCACGGCCAGUGGUCUUACUACGCAGACACGCUCUACGUCACUUCCUCUUCCGGUCAUGUUCACUCGCGCGCGGCAUAUUCCGAGUUGGAGGAAAUCUUCAGUACACCAUUGGGAGCCAAAAGGAACAGACCCGACAAUCCAGCCCACUGGUACGAAGCCCAGCUUCUCCAUUUUGGAUUACCGCCGACAAAAUACAAAGCUACGGCCAAGAUGAGGUUGAUGGAUGCCUUUCAGGACGGGACACUAUUUGUCCCGGAUGAAAUACUACGAAUUGAAGACACCCUGAGCAGAAACUGGACCAAACAGGACUUGGAGGCCCGUAUUCUUGGUCCUUCCAUGCGACCUUCACUCGAUCCCGGUAUUACGACAGCUCCGGUGACUGGCAGGGCUUACUUUACCGCUCAUCUACCGUCGGUUGGUGAGCCGAGAGCUUUAUUCAGUGGAGCCUUGGCUGGAGGGGCUGGAGUGCAAGGCAACAUGCGAUCUCAACGAAACGAUAUGCAACCGCCCCACGAUCAGACAAAGAAAAGACAAGGCAACGAGGGAGAGUUAUCAACCCGCCCUAUGAAGGCUGCCAGAUGUCGUGGUGAAACUGGUGCACCUGAAUUCCAGGUCCACACACACAUCAAUCCGAAUAGCGAGACCUUCCAGCAAAGAUCAGCUGUUAUUCCAAAAUCAGCGGGAAACGGACGCGGACGCCCGGCUCUGGACAGAGAAUUGCAGCAAGUCGAAUAUAAAACUGUGCCUCUAUCGCAUCAGGGUACCUCCGGAACAGUGAGCAUGUCCCUUCGUAUACCAGAAACGCAGUAUAACCAUCUCUGA